This is a messenger RNA of Aspergillus sclerotioniger CBS 115572, 1053 nucleotides long. Its product is annotated as zinc-dependent alcohol dehydrogenase. Bases 1 to 1053 code for a protein of 350 amino acids. Lineage: Eukaryota; Fungi; Ascomycota; Eurotiomycetes; Eurotiales; Aspergillaceae. Gene Ontology annotation, molecular function: zinc ion binding; oxidoreductase activity. The record is from RefSeq and is a predicted model, not a curated record. The transcript has 3 exons.
AUGACUAUUCCUGAAAUACAAUGGGCCCAAGUGGUCGAGCAGAAGGGCGGGCCUCCCGUCUACAAGCAGAUCCCGGUGGGAAAGCCCGGCCCGGACGAGAUCCUGGUCAAGAUCCGUUACACCGGCGUUUGCCAUACCGACCUGCACGCCAUGAAGGGCGACUGGCCGCUCCCUGUGAAGCUUCCCCUCGUGGGCGGGCACGAAGGAGCCGGCGUGGUCGUCGCCAAGGGUGACCUCGUCACUGGCUUUGAAAUUGGUGACCAUGCCGGUAUCAAAUGGCUGAAUGGAUCCUGUCUGUCUUGUGAAUUCUGCAAGCAGGCCGACGAGCCUCUCUGCCCGCACGCCUCACUUUCCGGCUACACCGUCGAUGGCACCUUUCAGCAGUACGCCGUCGCCAAGGCCAGCCAUGCGUCAAAUCUCCCGAAGGAGGUCCCUCUUGACGCCAUCGCCCCUAUUCUCUGUGCCGGUAUCACAGUCUACAAGGGCUUGAAGGAGUCCGGCGUUCGUCCCGGUCAGACCGUCGCCAUUGUUGGUGCUGGAGGUGGACUGGGAUCGCUCGCUCUUCAGUACGCCAAGGCCAUGGGACUUCGUACCAUCUCCAUCGACGGCGGAGAAGAGAAGAAAGCUAUGUGCGAGAAACUCGGGUCGGAGGCAUACAUCGAUUUCAGGACCUCUAACGACGUAGUUGCGGAUGUCAAGGCGGCCACUCCCGAGGGCCUCGGUGCUCACGCUGUGAUCCUCCUCGCCGUGGCCGAGAAGCCGUUCCAGCAGGCGACCGAGUACGUUCGUUCCCGGGGCACCGUCGUCGCCAUCGGCAUGCCUGCAGGCGCAUACCUCCGAUCCCCCGUCUUCAACACCGUCGUCCGCAUGAUCAACAUCAAGGGAAGCUACGUCGGCAACCGUCAGGAUGGCGUGGAAGCGGUGGAUUUUUUCGCCCGCGGACUGAUCAACGCACCGUUCAAAACGGCUCCCUUGGAGGAGUUGCCGCGCAUUUUCGAGCUGAUGGAACAAGGCCAGAUCGCCGGUCGCUAUGUCCUUGAAGUGCCUCAGUAA